Molecule: messenger RNA, 426 nt
Organism: Staurois parvus
Lineage: Eukaryota; Metazoa; Chordata; Amphibia; Anura; Ranidae
Source: the annotation of a GenBank genome assembly
GAAUCGUUACUUAGGGACACAGAACCGUUACUUAGGGACACAGAACCGUUACUUAGGGACACAGAACCGUUACUUAGGGACACAGAACCGUUACUUAGGGACACACAAUCGUUACUUAGGGACACAGAACCGUUACUUAGGGACACAGAACCGUUACUUAGGGACACAGAAUUGUUACUCAGGGACACAGAAUUGUUACUCAGGGACACAGAAUUGUUACUCAGGGACACAGAAUUGUUACUGAGGGACACAAAUUGUUACUCAGGGACAGACACAGAAUUGUUACUGAGGGACACAGAAUUGUUACUGAGGGACACAGAAUUGUUACUGAGGGACACAGAAUUGUUACUGAGGGACACAGAAUUGUUACUCAGGGAAAGACACAGAAUUGUUACUGAGGGACACAGAAUUGUUACUGAGGGACAG